This is a messenger RNA of Bursaphelenchus okinawaensis, 11889 nucleotides long. The record is from the annotation of a GenBank genome assembly. NCBI's taxonomy places the organism in Eukaryota, Metazoa, Nematoda, Chromadorea, Rhabditida, Aphelenchoididae.
AUGGAAAACGAGGACGAACAACAACCAUGUUGUUCAUCAAGUUUAACCUCCGAGGACAGGAAACGAAAGGCAGAGACUGCCAGACUGGAUGAGAACCUGACUGAUUGUGCUAAAAAGUACAAUCUUAGCAAGAUGAACGUCAAAGAUAUUAUAAAGGUUGGUUUUUUAUUUGUAUUUUUGGUUUUUAGGCAAUUUCUUAUGGAUGAUCAUUUGAUGUCUAGUGUAAUAUGGAUUUUGAGCUGUAACUUGAACGAUAAGUGAAAGAGGGGCUUGAGACUUUAAUAGCUGAUAGAAAACAUACUUGUUUAAUUUUGCAAAGAUAAAUUGUUAAUUUUUGGUAUCUUGCAGAGGUUUUAUAAUGACUUUUGGACAGACAAACAACUGAUGGUUAGUGUAAUAUCGAAUUUUGUUCGUAUCUUUUUGGAAGCUUAAAAAUUAACUUGGAAGUUCUUACUACGGAUAAAAAACAAGAUUUCCUAUCUAUAUUAACACAACUUAUUGCAGAACAUUUGCAAAGACCCUAACAUUUUGGCAUCAAUCUUGGAAGAAGAUCCGGAUGCCUUGGAAAACCUUCGAUUGACCAGAUCUCGUUUGAAAGAGUUGGAAACGACUGUUCAUGCCAAGAUUGAUAUAAAGUUAAGGCCGCUGGAGAUUUACCGUGACGAAUGGGAUGAGGAGGAAGAAGAAGAGAGCUCGGAUUAUCAGCCGGAAGGUGAGGAUGAUGAUGAAGAUGAUAAUGAUGAAGAAGAGGAUGAUGAUGAAGUGACUGAGGAACCGAAUGGUGAUACUAAUGAUGCGGUAGGUUUUUUUUGUUUUUUUUUUGAAAUUUGAGGUUUUUGGAUGUAAUGUUAUAAAAGAAAUGGCAGGUUUUUGGGAGUUUGUUUCAAGAAUGGAAGACUGGUAUUACCUUAUAAAUUUUUCAUAUGACCUUCUUUUUAAACCUUUUUAUUUCAGGAAGCAGAAGACCCUCUAGUCCUCAAAUCCACAGCGAAUGGACCUCUUAUCUUCGACUGGGACCCAGUUAUGGCCGAAUCAAAGCCAUCGGAAUACGUUGAUUUCCUCAAAUCUUGCUUCGGUCCAGACCAUUUGGACAAUGUUUUUGAUGAAGAUAACGAUGAUCCCGACUUUGAAGACAACUUAAUUAAUGAUGAAGAAGAUCUGUGUGAAAAGUAUGGCAGAUUGGAGAAGAUUCCAGGCAAUGAAGUGCACUCAUUGAUGCAGGACGCUUAUUAUACACCUUCAGUUGAUACUCAAACCUUUGAUUUAGAUGUUCCGCUGUUUGUAACACCACGAAAAGAGGUUUUCAUUGAUGUGGAGAGUGUGGAAGAGGUUAGAUUUUCUUAAUUUAUUCAAUUUGAGGGUGGAUUUUGAUUGGUUUUUGAGUUAUAAGGUUUUAAAGUGAUAUUGUAGUAACUGAUGGGUAGUGUAAUAUGUUUUUGUUCAGAACAUGAAAGAUAUGACAAAUAAGCUGUUUUUAUAUGUCAAAUAUGGUGCAUAACAAUAUGAGUCAACUUUUUAGCCACCAAAAUCUCCGUUCAAAACACCAGUGCCUCGAGAACAACCACAAGUUCAAGUAGUUCAACCAGAUGUUGUAGUAGUCAAAAAGCAAGAAAAGAACAAGAUUAAAGCGAUGGAUACUUCUAAAACAUCAUGGUCAUUACUAAAAAGGAACACAGAGCCAAUUCAAAUGAGUUUCGAAGAAGUUGUGGCUUUGAGAGUUCAGCUUGAGCAGGUAGGACAACAUAAGAUAACAUAGAAUCAGAUGGAAAGUGGAUGUUGUCCUUGAAGUUUAUAGUUGAUUUUGAUGUAAAAUACGUUUUGAAUUUUGACCGUUUUGAUACUAUUGUUUUCAACUGAUAAAAACAGGAAAAAACGCUAAAAAUAUUGUUUUAGCACGUCCAACUGAUGGCUCAAGUCAUUGUUGUGACGAAAGAUGUGCCAUCCUUAGUGGAACAAAGAAACAAAUGUGUUAGAAUGUUGGUAAGUCGACCUAAAUUUUUUAUUUUCACUUGAAAGUUUUAAAAAAUUGUUUAGAACAUAAAAUGUGACGAUGGAAGUUGAGUGGAAGAUUCGUAAUGUAUUUUGUACUAAAAAUCUUCCACUCAACUUUCAUUUUUGAAAUGUCUUAAAAUGGUAUAAAAACACGUCUUUGACACUUUUUGGAAGUGAAAGUUUUGUGGAAGAUUUAUAUUGUAUUUUGUACUGUAAAUCUUCCAUCGAACUUAUACUUUUAAAACGUGUCAAAAACGUGUUUUCAGUCAUUUUAAGACUUUUCGAAAAUGGAAGUCGAGUGGAAGAUUUUUAGUGCAAAAUACAUUACAAAUCUUCCACUCAACUUCCACUUUUUUAAAAAUCCUAUAACUUGGUUUUAAGUCAAAAAGUGGUUAAAAAAAUUGUUGUAGAUUGGUUAAAAAUGGCAAAAAAUGCAUUUUUAGGUAAGUUUUGAUAUAAUUUAGGUAUGAUUUUAGAUAGAACUUGAUCAAAAACAAUCGGCCGCUGCACCUACCUCAAUAUACCAUAUUUCAAACCUAAAGUCAGCGAUUCAAACAGCCAACGAGGUUGAUGUCUUUGAAGAAGGUCAGUAUAACACCGAGAUUUGCGGUCGAAUCAAAGAAAAACUGGCGACAACCCAAAUCGACCUGAGGUCAUCGGUACUACUAGGCCUAUCAACAGCCCUAAAGUACCCAAACUUGAUGGUACAUUCAGGUCCAAAGCUUAAAUCGACCAGUUCAUCAUCAACUUUUAUUCCAUCAGAACAAUUCCUCUUGGCACUAGCCAUCUUCGAAAUGGUACACGUGCCCCACUCGCAUGGUACCACUCGCAUCUCCAAGUACAAGUUGAUCAGCGAGCACUUCCUCCCAAACAAGACCCACAAUCAGAUCAGGAACUACAUGAAGAAUGUCCGGACAGGCUCACUGAACAGCCCACUACAUCAAAUGAUCGUGAACGCCGAGAACGGCCAAUGGAACGUUGAGUAUGUGUUGGAUCAAGGAGAAGGCAGGAGGAAUGACAGACCCGUAGAGUGGCCAAUGGAAGUGAACAACAUACCGUAUUGGCUGAAGGUAAGGGAAUAAGGGAAGGAAAAAGUGGGGGGGGGGUGUUGGGUAGGGUGGGGGGGGGGUAUGAGGUAUGAAAAAGUUUGGGGAGGGGGGGGGGUCGGGUAGGGAAGAGGGGGGGGGGAGAGGAGGGGUGGUAGGGUGGAGUAAAAAAAUGGGGGGGGGGAGGAAGGGAUAGGGUAAAAGGUUGGGUUUUAGGGGAGGGGGUAGGGCAGGGUAUAAAAAAUUUGGGGAGGGGGCGUGGUAAAGUUAGAAGGUAAGGAUUUAAGGGAGGGGUAGCGCAUGGUGCCAAAAAAUUGAGUGGGGGGGGGGUAAAUUUUUGAAAUAUUUAUAUAGGGGGGGGGGCAGGGGCAUUAAAAAAUUUGGGGCCGGGGGGGGGGAAGUUAAAUUUAGAAAUUUAGAAGGUAAGGAUUAAGGGUAGGGUAGGGCGUAGUGCCAAAAAAAUUUUUGGGGGGGGGGUGUGGAGGUACGUAUUUAGGGGAAGGGUAGAGAAGGGUAAGGUAUAAGUUAAAGCCCGAGAUUAAUUAGUAGGGUAGACCAAAAAAAGUUGGCACAGACGGGGAGGGUAGAGUAGAAAGUAGAGAUUUAGGACAGGAAUGGGAUGGAGUUGGUAAUGUAGGCUUAAAAAUUUAUAUAAGCCUAAGAAUGAUAAUGUAAGCUUAUAAUUGGGUAUCUAAGCCUAAAAUGAGUUUCGUAAGUCCAAAAGAAGUAAAAUAAGCCUAAAUUGUGUUUCUAAGCCUAAACUACAUAGUUUAGGCUUAAAUAGUAUCUUUUAGGCUUAGAAAAGUAUUUAUGUAAUAAUAAAGGCUUAAUUUCGGGUUUUAGGCUUAUUUUUGGAUUUUUAGGCUUAUUGUUGAGUUAAAAAAACUAUUUUUUGUGUUUGUAAACAAAGUUUUUGCUUAUUUUUUACCUUUUCAGGUGAUUCAAAGCUUCUUCUCCGCCGCACCAUGCCAAGACCCGGAAAGAAGUUACAGUAAUCUUCGAAUAAAAAUCAUUUUGGAUCAAAAUGCCAAAGAUACGUCAGCACCGAUUAGUACUGACUUAGCACCACCAUUAUCACGGCCAAGUGCAGUACUAUCAAGAACAGCAUCAGAGUCACGGUCAGGUACAGUAUCAGUACCAUCAGUAUCACAUUUGAGUACAGGAGUAGUACCAAAUUAUAAUACAGUACUACUACAAGAUUCAGUACCAGUAUCAUUGGACGAUACAAUACUACCACAAGAUACAGUACCAGUAUCAAUGGACAAUACAGUACUACUACAAGAUACAGUACCAGUAUCAAUGGGCAAUACAGUACCAUUACGAAACAAUUUGCAAGUACCAUGUGGCAAUACAGUACCAGUACUAUCGGACAGUACAUCACUUCUACAAGGUUCAGCACCAGUACUACUGGACAAUUCUCUACCAGUAAUAUUACAAAAUGGAGUACCAGUACCACUUUACAGCAUAUCAGAACUACACAACGCUUCAACAGUACCAUUUACAGUACCAGGACCAAUCGUAACUGGUACUGCUGAUGGAGUACCAGUACUACUACAAAAAACAGUACCAAUGCUACUACAAGACGGAGUACUAGUACCACUACAGAACGCAGUACCACUACAAAAUAUAGUACUGGUACAGGAUGGAGUACCAUUGUCGCUACAGAAUGGAGUACCAAUGGGGCUACAGAAUACAGUACCAAUGCUACAGCAGAGUACGGGAUUGGGUUCUAUGAUACUAUCAGAUGCAUUAUCAGUACUACAGCAAAAUGAAAGCUCAGUACCACUAACCAAUACAGUACCAUGGCUACAAGAGAGUUUAGUACCACUAUCGUCUGAUACAGUACCAGUAUCAUCUAAUGCAGUGUCACUAUCAUCUAAUGCAGUACCAGUAACAUCAAUUGCAGUACCAUUGUCAUAUGAUGCGGUACCAACCACAUCUAAUACAGUACCAAUAAUCCAGCAAAACUCAGUAUCAGUACCGUCAGUCACAGUACCAUCAUCACACAGUACAGCACCAAUACUGUCAGCUACGGUAUCAUCAUUAUCCAGUACAGCAUCAGUACUGUCAGCCACAGUACCACCAUUAUUUAAUACAGCACCAUCAUCAGCUUCAGUACCAUUCACAGCCGAAGAACUAAGCGUACUAAAGCACCAGUUCGAAUGUCAUACCCAGCUACUAUGUCAAUCCAUCGUAUCAUCCCAUGGUAACAACAACCUCAUCAAGUCAUCGAACACAAACAUGAAGAUGCUGAAUGAACUGGACCAAAAAUUUGGUGCCACCUCGACGUACUGGUUCAAUGGUACUCAGUUAAACGAAGCCGUCAAAGCAUGUCAUGAAAUUCGGAAUUUCAACGAAGAUUUAUGCCCAGCGGCUAUGGAAAAGGAACUGGAAUGUAGGUUUUUAAGUACCUUUGGGGAUUGGAAAGAAAGUUUUUGCAGUUUUAUGCUUUGCAAAGAAAGUUUUUGCCAUUUUUUGCUUUGGAAAGAAAGUUCUUGCCUUUUUUGUUUUUUAACUUCGUAAAGAAAGUUAUUGCCAUUUCGGGCUUUGCAAAGAAAGUUAUGGCGAUUCAGGCUCUUGUGAUCAAAUUUGAAGCAGAUUGAUAACUGCAAAGCCAGUUAUGGCAGUUUUAAAAUAGUGGAAGUUGGAUGGAAGAUUUGUAAUGUAAUUUGCACUGAAAAUCUUCCACUAAACUUCCAUUUUUUAAAAUAGCUCAAAAUGGUCUAAAAACACGUUUUUGGCACUUUUUGGAGUGGAAGUUGUUCCAGUGCAAAUCACGUUACAAAUCUUCCACCAAACUUCCACUCCUAAAAAGUGUCAAAAACGUGUUUUUAGACCAUUUUAAGACAUUUUAAAAAUGGAAGUUGAGUGGAAGAUUUUCAGUGCAAUAUGCAUUACAAAUCUUCCACCAAACUUCCACUUUUGAUAAUCGAUUUUUUAGGUUGUGUCAAGAAUGGUUUGGUUUUUUUUAUUGGUAAUGACAUUUAUUGAAAUUUUAUUUAGUUUAAGGAUAUUUUUUUGGAGUUUUAAAAGGGUCAGUUGAAAAAUGGCAGUUUUUGUUGAUUUUUGCCAUUUUUUGGUUUUUUUUUGCCAUUUGAAAUGACAUUUUUCAAAUUUUUAGUAGUGGAAUGGCGUUGUCCUCAAGUCGUGGUCCUAUCCAACUGCAAAGGCCUUCUCUACCCUGACCUGUUACCUAUAAAGUCACCUCGAACUGUCCCAACAGCACCAUUCCUUCAAUCCGAAAAGGUCCUACUUGCUCUAGGCUUGUACCAUUUUAAGCACGUACCAGAGGCCCAGAAGAACGAAAUCAAUCUGAGAUUCACCAAAAUCAUCGACAAGUACCUGCCCAACAAGUACGUCAACAACCUCAACACCGUACUCGGGAUUCUGAAGCGCACGAAGCCGGAAGACUGGUCGGUGGUGGACGAGCUGUGCCUCCGGGCAUUGGAAGGGAAGUGGCACGGCACGGUGGAGUUUUUGAACGUGAAUCCCGUUGAGAAUGGACCAGUGAACUGGAACAGCACGGUCGCUGUACCACAUUGGGUCAAAGUGGUACAAAAGUACCAAAAGAAGGUUGGUGCUAUUCAGCACGAAGAGAGAGGAAUUAGUAGUGCUAAUUGGUACGAAGAGCGAAGAAAUGAAAUAAAUGAUGCUAUUCAGUACGUGGAUCAAAGGCAUGGCAUUUCUGGUGCUGUUCAGUACGUAGAACGAAGAAAUGGGAUUCAUGAUGCUAUUCAGUACGUAGAGCGAAGAAAUACGAUGGUUGGUAGUAUACAGUACGUGAAGAAAAGAAAUAUGGUAGAUAGUGCUAUACAGUACGAAGAUCAAGAUAUGGUUAUAGUCGAUGAAGAAGAAGAUGAUGAGAUGCUGGUGGACGUAGAAACCCAGAGUACGGUGCUGGAUAGCACGGAGGCUGAGGAUAUGGUACUGGAGAGAAUGCAAAGCCAGAGUACGGUACUGGACGUUGAUGGACAAAAUAUGACAUUGGAGCACGGCGAGGAACAAAGCUGGGUUUUGAAGCACGGUGGGGUUCAGAAUGUGAUGCUACAGCACGGUGAAGGUCAGACUUUGAUGCCAAAGCACGGUGAAGAAGAAGAGAUUCUGGAGUACGGUGAAAGUCAGAAUGUGCUGUUGAAGAACGGUGAAGAACAGAAUGUGAAUAUUGAGCACGGUGAAGGUCAGAACGUGCUUAUAGAGAACGAUAAUGAACAGAAUGUGAAUAUUGAGAACGGUGAUGCACAGAAUGUGAAUUUUCCUUCUGAAGCUCCAGGUUUAAGGCCCUUUGUGAUUCCAGCAUGUUUUUCAUCGUACCGUUUUUCAAAAGGUACAAAUUCAUCGUUGAAAAGACCAAGAAGAAGUUCAUCUAACUUAUCUUUUCAAAAUUCAAAAGUAUCGUCAUCCAGUUCUGGAGGUUUGGCUUCAAUUUCAUCGUCAAACGCAUAUGAAUUGGGUCAAUCUUCUUCAUCGUCAAAGAAGUCAAAGGAUUCUGAAGCCUUAUUGUCGAAGUCAUAUGAAGCUUCAGUUUUAUCGUUAAAGUCAUCUGAAUUUGGGCAAUCUUCUUCAUCGUCAAAGGAUUCUGACGCUUCUUUAUCAACGGCUUUGACUUCGUCAUGCAGGCUUAGGAAAGCUACAGUACUAAUGGCUUCAACCCCCAAGAAAUCUACUCUUCCAUCUUUAUUGAAGGCUACAGGACCAUUGUUACCAACGGCUACAGGAUCGUCUUCACCAACGGCUACAGGACCAUCUUCAUCUACGCCCAAGAAGAAGGUACCAUCACCAAAGAAGGUACCAUCGCCUAGAAAAGCUCUAAAACGACUACUCUUUGCACCAUUCAAAGGCUCGUAUCGACGUGGCAAAGCACCCACAAAACAACCUCAUGAUUCGUAUGUCAACCCAAGACUGGCACAACUUGAUGGUGCCGAUUCGAACCCGACUACCCUUCAGAAGCCACGAUCUCGAGGUAAACGCUUAUCAAAUCUUUGUGACAAUUUUAAUUCGAGUCAUGAAAGUGGACUGAAUUCGACCGAAGACAUUGAUGAUAAUGAUGGAGAAGAGGGUGAAGAGCAUGAGGAAGAAGUGGAAGGUGAUGGAGAAGAUGAUGAAGAAGUGGAAGAUGAUGGAGAAGAUGAUAAAGGACGUGGGGAGGAAUUGGAAGAUGAUGAAGAACAUGAAAGAGCCAUUGAAGUUGAUGAAGAAGAACAAGAUGAUGAUAAAGGGCAUGAAGAAGAUGAUGAAGAACACGAAGAAGAUGAUGAAGAACAUGAAGAAGACGACGAAAGGAAACAGCGUGUUGAUGAAGGGCAUGGAGAAGACGAAGAAGAUGAUGAUGAACAAGAAAAAGAGGUAGAAAAUUAUGAAGAACAUGAAGAAGUCAUUGAAGUUGAUGAAGCGAGGCAAGAUGAUGAUAAAGAGCAUGAAGAAGGCGAAGAAGAUGACGAAGAAGAUAAACAACAUGAAAACGAUAAUGAAGAUGAUGAACAACAUAAAGAAGGCGACGAACAUGAAGAAGAUGAUGAACAACAUGAAGAAGCCAUACAAGUUGACAAAGAACAUAAAGAAGGUCAUAAAGAGCAAGAAGAAGGUAAUGAAGACAGUGAUAAAGAACAUGAAGAAGCCAUGGAACACGAUAAACAGUAUAAAAAGCACAAAGAACACAAACAACUUGAAAAACCCAUAGAAGAAGAAAAAGAGGAAGGAGAAAUAGAAAGUGACGAUGAAGUAGAACAUCAUGAACAAAUAGAACAACCUCAAGAACCCAUGUUAAUAGACAGAGAAGAAGGCGAACCGUCAAACUCACAAGACAUUCCAGAAGUCAGUCACGGUACGGCGGGCACGGCAACCAAAGAUCAAGCCAAAACUAAGGCGGUGGAACCACAAAAUGGAGGGUUUUUUGGUAAGUUGAUGCGAAAAGAAUGGCGUAUUUGUGAUUUUUGUGGGAAGUCCAAAAAAGAAUGGCAUAUUUUGGAAAAUUUAGUUUUGAUGCAAAAAGAAUGGCGUGAAUUUGGAAAAUUUGGGUUUGAUGCAAAAAGAAUGGCGUGAAUUUGGAAAAUUUGGGUUUGAUGCAAAAAGAAUGGCGUUUUUUAAAAUUUUAGCUUUGAUGCAUAAAGAAUGGCGUUUUUUUGAAAUUUUAGCUCUGAUGCAUAAAGAAUGGCGUGAAUUUAUAAAAUUUGAUGUUUGAUGCAUAAAGAAUGGCACGAUUUUAAAAAAUUUUAUGUUUGAUGUAAAAAGAAUGGCGUUUUUUGAAAUUUUAGCUUUGAUGCAAAAAGAAUGGCGCGAUUUAAAAAAAUUUUAUAAAUGUGCCAUUCUUCUUGCAUCAAGCCUAAAAAUUUAAUGAUAGAAGUAAAAACUGUGACAUUUUUCAGUAAAACCCUUUGGCGUCUGGUCGAAAAACCCCCGUCGACCGGAACAGGUCGAAAAGUGUAUGGAAGUGUUUCGAAACGCGAAAAUCGUCAAAAUAUGGUGCCGUUUGGCAUUGGAGUGCAUCAAACGGUUCGGCCGAAAGAAGCUGUUUAUGCAUCGUGGACGGACGACUGAGUUUGCAACGAUUCUGAAGGCAAAUGAGAACGAUGAUAAGGUAAGAAAUGGCAGAAUUUGGGUAGAAAAUGGCAGGAAAUUAAGGAAAAGAAGGAGAAAAGUUGAUGUUAUAGUUGAUAUAAGUGAUGAAAACUAAUAUGAAAGAGGGUGAAUGUUAGGUAAAAGGGUCAUAAAAUGAUGACAAAGACCCUACGUUAUUAGUUGAAGUUGAUUUCAAUGCAAAAACCACUGAAAGUUACCUUAUUUUCCUGAUUCAUUCAACCGCGCCAAUAAGAAUUGGCCGAUUCCUUAAGAAACUCAAUAGAAACUUGGACAAUUCUUUUUGACGCGGCCGAAUUUAGAUGUUUUUGAAUUAGAAAAGAUAAUAUGGGGUUGAGUAGUAUGUAUGAAGGUUUUCAUGAUAUAGUAGACAUUAUUUAGCCGAUUUUUCAAAAAUAUUUUGAAAUUUAAAAAAAUUUUAAAUUUAAAAAAUUUUUGAAAUUUGACAAAAUAGCAUAAUAUAAAACGCAAAACUGGUUUUCAUGGUAUAUAUGGGCGUUUUUAUGGCACGAUGGCCAUGUUUUAUUAAAUUUUUCACAAAAAAAUUCAAGUUUGAAAAAAAAAUUUAAAUUUUAAAAUUUUUCUUGAAAUUUUAAAAAAUGUUGACAAAUUUGAUGAAUUUUUUUGAAUUUAAUCGUCAUUAAAAUUCCAGAAGCUGGACAAUUUGCUGAAAAAGUUCCCAGAAGCCCUGGACUUGGUCUAUUGGAUCGGCUCGAUGUUCCAGGAGUCCAAACUGAAAAAGUGCCAAAUUGUGAAUCUAAAAAGAAGAGAAUGCAAAGAUGCCCUAGAGUUGUUCCUCAACAUCAAUGUGAGUCAUUUUUUUGGAAAAAUGCCAUUUUUUAAUUUUUGAAGUUGAAACUUUAAAUUUUUCAAAAAUUUUAAUCAAGUUUGUGGUUUGACAUUGGUUUUUACACAAUUUUAGAUAUACUUCACGGGACAACAGAAUAGCAUGAUGAUAAGAAAGGUCCGCACGGUGGUGGCUGAACGUGAGUUUUUCAAUUUUGCGGGCUAGGGCUAGAAAAACUGAAAAUUAUUUGGAUUUUUGUUAAAUUUUUAGUGGUUAGGCUUUAAAAUCUCAAUUUUUAUCAAUGUUACAGUAAGAAAUUAAACAAUUUUUUGUAUUCAAAAUAUCCAGAAGACCCUGUCGAUUCGAAAACGUCCAUUUCCAGACUACAAAAACAAGCACAGCCUCCGCGCGGAACUUCGCAAACUCCUCGCCGGUCAACAUGAACCCCUAUGGGCCAAAGUCAAACAGUACCUACCACAGGAACGGUACCGCGAAAAGAUACGAUGGCACAAAGCCGAACACAUAUCAGCACGAACUUUCCAACACUACACUCAAUCGACCGACUUAUCAACCAAAAAGUCCCAAAUUCGAGCGGAACAUGUGGAUUUAAGCGGACUUCGACCGGUCGUGCUGGAAAACGCCAAAAUCAAAACGCAAAACACGUUUUACCAGUCGAAUAAACAACAAUGGAUCAAUGUGAUCGUGCACAAGGACGAGCAUGGCAUUCUGCACAAGUACAAGGAGUGGUUGUUGAGAUUCAAGGCCUUCUCGCAGAGCCAUGAUCGAAGCUUGAUGGAGUUGAUGAACUUGUCCAAGGGAUCGAAACAGAAAUCGAUCGAAAAGUUCAUCAAUUGCUACGGGAAUAGUAGGUCUUUGAUGUAUAGUAGUAGCCAGUUUUGUUGGAAGUAUAAGAAAUUGGCUGUUUAGUUCAAAAAAUUGGGCUUUUCGGCCAAAAGACGGAUAUUAUAGUAGAUUCGUGGGGCAAAAGUGUUUAUAACUUUUUGGAAAAAUUAGGUAUAAGAUUGAAAUUUGGUGCAUAGAUAGAGAAUUACAAUAGCCAACUAAUGUAAAAAGCAGAAUUGGAAAGUUUUAAAAAAUAAAAAAGUUACAGUAAUUUUACCGUACUUGACUUUUUUUCAACUUUUUAAAUAUUUUAGACCGAAAUUUGAAAUUAAAAUAGAAACCUGCUUAGCACAUCUAUUAAAGCUAGCAAAAUACUACCGUAAAUUAAAUUUUCAUGUUGAUACAACAAGGUAUGGCAAAGUUACAGUAAUUUUAAAAAGUCGAAAAUCCAAAAAAGUUCGAAUCCACUUGGAGUCGAUUGCCAUUUUAAAUGUAAUUCGAAUCAAAAUCACAUAAAAAUGUUGAUAAUAAGACUGCGCCAUUUCAGAAUUUACCUCAGAGCUGGUCGAAAAGCGGCUGCAGUACCUGUCGGACCUGUUGCACGAGUACUAUGCUCAAAAGAACAAACGAGUAUCGGGUGUAUCAUAG